Molecule: messenger RNA, 765 nt
Organism: Adineta steineri
Lineage: Eukaryota; Metazoa; Rotifera; Eurotatoria; Adinetida; Adinetidae
Source: the annotation of a GenBank genome assembly
AUGUCGUCAAAAAUGGAAAUAAUUGCUCGUCGUUCAAAUGAACGUGGUCAUAGUAAUGUUGGUUGGUUAGAUAGUUAUCAUACAUGGUCAUUUUCUUCUUAUCAUGAUCCAAAAUUUGAUAAUGGUUUUGGUUGUUUACAUGUUCUUAAUGAAGAUCGUGUUGAACCAACAAAAGGUUUUGGUACACAUUCUCAUAAAGAAUAUGAAAUAUUUUCAUAUAUUGUUGAUGGUGAAUUAGAACAUAAAGAUUCAAUGGGAAAUACAGAAAUAAUUCAUCGUGAUGAAGUUCAAUUUACAUCAGCUGGAACAGGUCUUCAACAUUCUGAAUUUAAUGUUCAUCAAUCAUUAUGGGUUCAUUUUAUUCAAAUAUGGGUUAAACCAAAUCAAUCGAAACUUCAACCAUCAUAUACAACAAAAAAAUGGUCAGAUAAAGAUAAACUAAAUAAACUUUGUUUAUUAGUUGAUGAUAUUAAAAAUUCAAAUGAAAAUACAAUUGCAAUUCAUGCAUCAUUAUCAAUGUUUGCAACUAUUUUAGAAGCGAAUCAAUCAAUUAAACAUAUUUUUAAAAGAAAUAAAGGAUUUAUACAUUUAAUUAUGAGAAGUGGCAAAGAAGCAACAAAUAUUGCAAAAAUUCGUCUUAAUCAAUCUAUUAUCUUAGAAGAAGGUGAUGGAGCAUUUAUUAAUUGUGAAACAUCAUUUAACGAAUUAUCCAUUGAAAAUAUUGGAAAAAUUAAUGCGGAAUUUUUAUUAUUUGAUCAUGAAUAA